UCUCCGACUCUUGGAGUUGUGAUCCAUCGUCGAAGUAGACGUAGGCAUCGUUGUCAGGCAAUCAAGACCUGUCGUUUCGUCGUGCGAUUUUACUCUCACAGUCUGGCGCAGUGCCCUAUCAUCAUCUCGCUUGCUAUGAUGAUGAUAUUAUGGGAAAACAUCGAUAUAUCGUGCGGUCGUUGGUGUAAUUUUGCAAAAUAAAUCCGUAAAGUUAGGAGGAGGACGAUGGAGCGUAUUGCGGUAACGAAAAGCUGCCCCAAAGCGAGCAGUAGUAUCGAACAUCCGUCGGCGACAGUGCAGUGUGAAAUGAUAUAAUUUUGAAAUCGAGCCAAUAUCGAUCGGUUAGUUGACCGGAAGUGUGGCGCGUGGGUGGGAGUGAGUGUGGUGUCAUCGAGUCGUUGAGCUAAGCCGGUGUUUUGGGCCCAGGCAGGAUAGGCUCGUGAGAAAAUGGUAUCCUUGUCGGAGUCGGAGUCGAAUGGUGGCGGUGGGGUGGUGCAGAGGAAAUCGAAGUUUUUGCCGCAAUUCGUGAGGCGGUUGGGGAUUGGGAGGAGCAGAACGGUACCGAAAAAUGGGCUCGAAUCGGAAGAUGAGCUGUUUCUGCGGAAAAAGAUAGUGUCUUUUGAAUGCAACGGUGGAAAUGUGACUGGGGGCGAUGGCAAAAGUGUAAGCAGUAGUAGUGAUCGGCCAUGCAGUUUGCCGUUAUUUGUUCGAGUAGAUGAUUUGGGACAGCUUGAUGAGAGGGAAGAAAAAGCAAUAAUUUUAAGCGGUGAAACAGGUGCGCGCCGAACGUCGAUUCUUAAGCCUAGUGGUUCUCAAGUGAUAGUGCCUGAUGUAUGCGUUAGGGUAAGAACCGUUUCUCGUCAGACGGACGACUUCACCAAUAGUUCUGGCAAUGAGUCUUCCUCGUCACCAUUUCGCCGCGGAUCGUCAUUUAGGCAGAGUUUCAAUUACCUUUUCAAACGCAACAAACUGAAACUGAAAGACCGCUCAUGCACCAGCGAUAGCGAUUCCAAUGCUGUUCUAGAGCUGGAUGAAGAAACCAACACCGCCACCACUCCUAGCAAACCGUUCGAUGCUUUUCUGCCGGAAAAAGUGCCUAGUAAACGUGCCAGCACCGGAGACAUAUUCGACGACAUCGUAAUGCAACUGAACGAGGACUUUGGAGUUAAAAAUAGAGCCAAGUCCCACAGACGGAUGCAUUCUGACUCGUUAUGCAUAAGGAAGGGCGUUGUUUCGUCAAACGCCACGCAAUGUGAUAGAUCUACGAAUAGCGUUGGCCUCGGAUUUCGCCCCCUGCCCAUUUCAACCACCAUAGAGCCACUAAGUUCCGAUGUGCAGUUACCCAACAGUAGCCAACUCUCACGUAGUCCAAGUCACAACAAUUCCACUAAGAGUGAUCAAAAAUCUUUAAAAUCUCUAACGUCUUCUCCACUGUCGGUAUCGCCAACCAUAAGGAGCUCCAGCCCACAUCCGUCAAAAUCAGUCGCCAAAAAUGAUGCCAUCGAAAAGCCCGAGAAGCCAGAGAAGGAGAAAAAGAAAAAAGAGUUCAACAGCUCGCGGCAGAAAAAGUUCUCCCGGCACUUCAUCCAGGUGGAAGAUGAGAAGGUUUUGAAUUAUUUCUCCUGCGCAUUGAUUAGCGAUAUUCUUCUACAAGGCCAUCUUUACGUUACGCAGAAUUAUUUUGCGUUUUACUCUAAUGUAUUUGGUUACGUAACAAAGCUCUUGAUUCCCACGGUGUCAGUGAUAAAAAUCUCCAAGGAGAAGACGGCCAAAAUGUUCCCGAAUGCGGUCGGCGUCACAACGUGCGAAGAUCGGCACGUGUUUGGCAGCUUCAUUAGCCGCGAAGCCGCGUACCGAUUGAUGUGCAGCGUGUGGCGUCCGGUUGCCCCGGCGGAAAUCGAGGAACCCAUUGCACAGAAGGCACCGGAUGUCGAAGUGUCCGAGUGCUCGGUCGAGGAUGACAGCAGCUGCUCAAUUAGUGGUAACGAAAGUUCUUCCCAAGUGAAAGAUAAAAAGUCUGACGUAGUUGAUUCGGGUGAUUCUACUAACGAUAAGCUCACGGUGAUUGAUGGGAUCAAGCGGUCCCUGGAUGUUUCGAAAAACAUAAAAACAGUCCAGAAGGAGAUUAUUAUCAAGGCACCAGCGGCGCUCAUAGCAUCCGCAGCAAUUCUGAAGACAUCAUCCGGCAACGCCACUCUUAGAGAGAAACCCAGCUUUAGUGAUAACCCCUAUCAAAGUAGUAGUACUAGUAGUAACGCUAAUGAUAGCAUUCUAACAAGACUUAGAAAUAGGCUACAACAAAUCUUUCCCUCCGAUUUUGGUGUUAUACACGUAGGAAUAAUUUUAGCAAUAGUGUUAGCACUGUUUUCUUGUUUUCUCAUGUACAAAAUACACUACCUGCAGUCGCGGAUAUCCAAUUUCAACAACUUCCGAUGGGGUGAAGACGAUAAUAUGGAUGUCUAUGCGGAAGUUCUAAAGUGGCAGAAACAAAUGCAGGACAGAAGCACGGAGGAGGCUCAAAUAGUUCUCAAUUCCAAUCUAGAGCAAAUUGCAAAGGUGCGCAAAAGUCUGGAAACUUUGUCGAUCCUCCUGCACGACUCUACCAAGAAGUAUGGUAUAACCAUAAGCAGCCCUGGCACCGGAGAAGUACCCGGUGCCGCGGACAGUUCGAUACUGGAACCCGACUACGGGACGUAGCAAGUGAACAGACUCUGGCACAUUAUUGUAGGGGGAAAAUGUGAUGCAGUAGCAACAGUAGUUUAUUUUGUACUAUUAACUUAUUAUCGUGAUAUUUAGUUCGAUAAGUAUUUAUUCACAAGGGAAGCUAUGUUUGCAUUUAAAAACGUAAAUCGUGGAACAGAAGUCAAACGUCAAGUGGUGUGCGCAGGAUCGGUCACAGGAAAUAAUUAGUUAACAGACGUAAAAGACAGCUUAAAGUAAUAAUAAAACAAAAAAGUCAGCAGAUUGUAAGGGAAGCCAAGUUUCCUUCACGACUAUCGUUGGGUUGAAUGGUUAGUUUAACUAUUCCUGUCCCAGCUAAGCUGGAUACGCGUUAUCGUUUUUUUUGUUUUGUAGAUGUUUCGGAAAGAUGUUUCUCAAGUUUCCUUAUUGGUCAACAAUACAAACUAGUCACACGACAUUAAACAUAUUUGGACAUGGUCCAUUGGGUCAAUGAUAAAAAUUAGAACAAUUUGCUAACAAAUUCUUACAACGCUUUGAUUAAGUAAUUUGUAAUCUGGUCAGAAUAGCCGUGGUUUAUGAAGAAAACGCUUCAAAUCUUUUUUUUCAUUUUUGAUGGACUUCACUGCUGUGUUGCUUCUUAAAGUAUAUGUUAUUUGCGACUAAUUAUUAUUCAUGGUUUGUUAAAAGUAUGCAACAUUUUUAAAUACAUUUAUUAUUGUGAUGAUUUAUUCCUCGUUAUAUGUUACUUUUGAUUUUCUCUGUAUGUAUAUGGCAGACAUAAUAAAUGAUCGUAAAAAUGGAAACAAUUACUUUUUCUAAACUAUUCCUAAAUACAAACUUGGCAGACAGAACUUGGUUCGAAGCGAGGAAUUCAUUGAAACAUACAAAACGCAACUUUUCGUGGACGAAAUAAGUACACAUUGUCUGUGAUAAACGAAAUCCGGUGGGAGGAUAAAUCAAAAUAACUAACCAAACAGAAGCAAUUAACAAUUUUGUGAACAAGAAUUUGAGUGACAGGAAAGCAACCGAUAUCUUUAAAGUUGAGUUUUUUUUUUCUCGUGAUUCAAGUUUUGUUUGACUUAUCGCUAGAUACUUUGCCCAGGUUGAAUAAGGUUUUUUUCCUGCUUAGGUUAUAAUGCAUUCUUUAGGAAUACAAUGGAAUGGACUUGAAUAGAAAGUA
Molecule: messenger RNA, 3862 nt
Organism: Aedes aegypti (yellow fever mosquito)
Lineage: Eukaryota; Metazoa; Arthropoda; Insecta; Diptera; Culicidae
Product: GRAM domain-containing protein 2B
Exons: 9
Coding region: 448-2697 (749 amino acids)
Biological process (GO): intracellular sterol transport
Cellular component (GO): endoplasmic reticulum-plasma membrane contact site; endoplasmic reticulum membrane; plasma membrane
Molecular function (GO): sterol transfer activity; sterol binding
Source: RefSeq, a predicted model, not a curated record